UUCACUCCUCCACCCGACCAGUGAGCCUGUCGGAGCUUUACGAGCAGCGCAAAGGAUUUCUUCAUUCUUGGAGGGAGGUCUUGGGGCAACGGCAAAUUGUUCAUUUGCCUGCCAUCUCGUUCACAUUGGAGUUUCUAUUUCACGGAAAGGGGCGAAAAAUGACGCAGCAGAGAAGGAAAAUGCAAGUGUCACCAGUCUCCCGCUCAGAUUAAGGCCAAAUGGACACUGCGCUGGAUGCCUCGCUCUAUGGAAGGCCCCACCGAAUGACCUUUCGUGCUAGUAACCUUUUGUUGAACAUCUGAGGAGCCGUCCAUCGCUUGGAAAGAGUAUCUGCUGUCAAAACAACAAAACACAAACAACUGUCGAAGAUGUGGAGGAGGUCCGAGGAGAUGCCGAAGGAUGUGUGGAUGUCCUUGCUGUUGGUGUGGAUUACUUUGCUUUCAUGCGUGUCAACGAUCCCCAUCGGAGGCGCCGAUACCGAGGCCGAUCCCGGAGAAGGACAGCGACUGCUGAGCCGAGCCAAGAGAGGAUGGGUUUGGAACCAAAUGUUUGUGCUGGAGGAAUUUUCUGGACCCGACCCAAUCCUGGUUGGCAGGCUCCACACGGACUUGGACGUAGGUGGCAAGCGCAUUAAGUAUGUGCUGGCUGGUGAAGGGGCUGGCACCAUUUUCGCUAUCAAUGAGCUGACUGGUGACAUCCACGCCAUGAAGAGACUGGACCGCGAGGAGAAGGCCGAGUACACGCUCACGGCCCAGGUUAUUAAUGCAGACACAGAUCAGCCGCUGGAGCCGCCAUCCGAGUUCAUCAUCAAAGUGCAAGACAUCAAUGACAACCCUCCCCAGUUCAUCGAAGGCCCUUAUCGGGCGUCCGUUGCGGAGAUGUCGGCCGUCGGUACCCCGGUGACCCGAGUGACUGCCACCGAUGCCGACGACCCUGUAUACGGCAAUAGCGCCAAGCUGGUCUACAGCAUCCUGGAGGGACAGCCCUACUUUUCUGUGGAACCAAACUCAGCCACCAUCAAAAUCGCUCUCCACGGGAUGGACCGCGAGAUGCGGGAAGAGUACCUGGUGGUCAUCCAGGCCAAAGACAUGGGUGGUCACAUGGGUGGCUUGUCGGGAACCACCACUGUCACCGUCACGCUCACCGACAUCAACGACAACCCACCCAAGUUCUCAAAAAAUUUGUACGAGUUUGUGAUCCCUGAAAACCUGCCAAUUGGGCAGACUGGAGGCAAAGUAAAGGCAAAUGACCGGGACAUCGGCGAAAAUGCCCGAUCUACGUACAACAUCAUUGAAGGAGACGAGCAAGGCGUGUUCGAGAUCGUCACGGACUCUCAAACACAGGAAGGGAUUCUGCGACUUAAAAAGGCGUUAGACUUUGAAAGCAGGAGGUCAUACACGCUCAAAGUGGAGGCCGCCAACGUGCAGUCGGACCCUGGUGGCAGCGCAGGGGGGCCCUUCAAGGACACGGCCACGGUCAAGAUCGUCGUGGAGGAUGCAGACGAACCACCUGUGUUCUCCAAGCCUGUCUACACACUAGAGGUCAAUGAGAAUGCGCCGGUCAACACCGUCAUUGGCACCGUUGCUGCCAGGGACCCGGACUCCAGCGGGAGUCAAGUCAGGUACUUUAUCGACCGGCACACAGACCUGGAGAGGCAAUUCAACAUUAAUGUUGAUGACGGCAAGAUCACACUGGCCAAACCGCUGGACCGAGAGACUGAUAUGUGGCACAACAUUACUGUCACUGCUACUGAAGUCCGUAACCACAGUCAGAUAUCUCGAGCGGUGGUGGCGAUCCGGGUCAUGGACAUAAACGACAAUGCCCCAGAGUUUGCUACAGAGUAUGAAGCCUUCUUGUGUGAAAAUGGAAAACCCGGACAGGUGAUCCAAACGGUCAGUGCCGUCGAUAGGGAUGAUCCAAUCCAGGGCCACUACUUUGAGUACCGUCUGGUGCCCGAGAUGCUCAACAAUCCCAACUUCACAAUUAAGAACAAUCAAGAACAAGAAAGUAAAGCCUGAAGAGGACACCGACGAAUGAGGAUGGGUGCAGCACGUUACAUGAGUGACACACCCAAACACCGCUACAAUGCAGGCUAACACACAUAAAAAAAAAAAAAAAAAAUUUUUUUAAAGUCACACAUUUGACAGAAGUUAUGGCGCAUUUUUGUCUCAUCGUCAAACAAAAACGGUCAUUCGUCACGUUAUGUUUUCUUCCAAGACACGUUUUUAGCAUGUUAUCGUCUCGUCAUCGUCAACAAAAAAAUUGUUCGUCGACAAAAUAUUUUUGUUAUUAUCUUUGUUGACGAAAACAACAAUGAGUGGUAACCCUCCUAAAAAGUAAUGGCAGUGGUUUUGGCAUCAUCUUGAAAGCACAAAAUUACAAACAAUUUUUUUGAAGAAUACAUAUGUCAUGAUUCACUGUUUGCUGAAAUCUCUGGUCAAAAAGAUAAAGUUAUCACACAUUACACAGCAAUUCCCAAAGAAAGUAAAUGUUGAAUACAAUGAAACUGUCGCUUCACCCCCGCACGACCCAAAAAAAAGCACCACACGAGCACAGUAUUAAUAAUUUGAUAAUUCAUGCCAAUCAAUCCAAAAUCUGUGCAACUUUAAAAACAGUAACAUUGUAGUUUGACACCAUGAAUUGUGCUGAAGUUUAGAACCCACUUUACAGACGUCGGACACCAGCACACUGUGAGCGAAGGUAAACAAAACAAGAUCCAAAUGGGAUCUUCCUGCUUAGUUUUGCCGCUCAAUGUAGGGUGACUUCCUGGCUGUAAAGUGCCAGAUGUUGCCAUGUUUAUCUACACAAUACGCUCAUUGCUUUUUUUUGUUUGUUUGUAUAAUCUACUCUUUUUUUCCCGUUUAUACCAGUCCAAAGUAGCGGCGAAAAAGCUGUGUUUACUGUUACGUGUAGUGUUUUCAGCUCAGGGCAAAAAUCUAUUGAUAUGGUAGCAGCCUUCUUUGUGGACAUACAGGCUCCAAGCUAAUAUAUUGUAGCCCGCCUCUGACGGCUCAAAAAGGGCAUCAAAACCAGGCCGUAUUGAUGAGGGGGAAAAAAAAAAAAACUAUUUCUGUUUUAGUCUCUACCUCCUUUAAAAUAUAACAAACCAAAAAAGUUAAGAAUAAUAAUAAAAAAAGUGUUGUUUAUCUUAGUUUGGUGAUGGCAAAUAUUCUAAAUAACAAGGACGCUUCUAAAUUGCUAAUCCUACUGCUAAAGACUUUUAUUACUUCACCGUGCUUAUUUAUUGCUACUGUUAUUAUUUUUUUAGAUUGACGAGUUUAACCUUUUAACCUUUUAUAUGGCAAGUGACUAUUUUUGAUAGUUUAACAAAACAAAACAAAACAAAACAAAAAAACAAUAAAAUAAAAAAAACACAUUUUGGGUCACUGCAACAUGACCCAAAAUGUGCUGUCCACAAAUGUGCACACUAGGUCUCAAUUAUGAUAAUAUUAUUUUAGUUUCCGUAUUGGCCAAUAUAAGACGGUGUUUUUUGCAUUGAAAUAAGACUGAAAAAGUGGGGGUCGACGUUAUACCCAUUCACAAUGCUAGAUGGCGCCAGAUAUCAUUGCCACGAUGUUCUGUCAUGACAGAUCUCAGCUACUCAAUUUAACCAGUUUGCAUUAUUUUAUUGCAAUGUUUUUCCUUAUUCAGAUUUCUUUCAAGACUACAGUUACAGUUAGACUUCACUUUGAUGGUAAAUGCAGUUAUUGCAAUUUUGUUGUUUUAUCGCAAUAGAUUGGUUUAUUUACAUUUCAAAAACCAGAAGCCAUUCAUUCAUAAAUGUGAUUGCACUUUAGUUUACAUAUUUAAAUGUUCAGAUAUUAAGAUUUGAAUGAGGCAAAAUAACAUGCUUUUUCUCUCAAAUAUAUUGUUAUAAUCAUUUGUUUCAGAUGUUCUGUAAUUAUUUUCUGUAUAAAAAUUAAUUUGGUGAUCAAAAAGUCUUUCAAACUUGAGUCUUGAAAAAGAGGGGGUCGUCUUAUAAUCAGGGCCGUCUUAUAUCCGGGCCAGUAUGGUAUUAAACAUUAUUUUUAAAUAAUGUUUUACUUAUAUUAAUUACCAAAAGAAAUACACUCUGGUUAUGGCCCUCAGUAACACUCUAAAGUUGAUAAAUCAUAAAUAACGUUAAUAAAAAAUAACUUUUUAAAAACAUUGGAAUUUUUUCGAAAUAAAAAAAUUAUAAUGAAUAAAUGAUAAUAAUAUAAUAAUUGCAGUUUUAUCCUUUUUAUUCCUAUUUAAAUCAUUUUAAUAAAUACAAUCAAAUAAAUAUAAGAAUUUUUAGUUUGUCCAACUCAUUGUCUGCCACUGACAAUGAGAAAUGUCCAAUUCCUUUAAACUUGGAGGACUGUGGGCAAAUGCUCAUGUUGCCAAACACUUCCAGUCAAAAUACAUUAGACGUCUACCAUCAUCAAUGGCAGCCAAUGAGUUAAAUGAGUGCCCUAUAAAAGGUUAAUUAUUACGAAAAAUAGUUUUCGAUUUAAGUCUGUGUAUAAUCUUAAAAGUGUCCAUGGCACCGUCAAUUUCUCAGGUCACCACGAGGAUCGCCCUGCCUCUACUUCUUGUUACAGCACCUGAGGCGUUUAGCACUCAGGUGAUGGAGAAGCUGUAGAAGAACUCAGUGGGUGUCAUUUUUCAUUUGUUGCCUAAAAUUUUGUUUGUUUUUCCACAACUGUUCUGCUCCAAGCCUGAAAAUCAUGCUGAAGGUUUUCUUAUGAUAUUUUAGUUUAGCUUUGUGAUAUGGGGUUUUAAUUUUAUAAAAACCUGACUCUGACCUGAUACUUGUAAAAAAAAAAAAUAAAACAUGUCGGUGGCAUCACCGUGUACAGUAUAUUGAGCGAUUUGAUCAAUGGAUGCACUGCAGGCAUUUGAGUCUUCACUUACAGUAUGUUGCUGUAUAUCGCUAUUUCUAAAAUGAUAAAAAGACUGAGUCAAGGACAAUGUGGGUUGCGACAGAAAGAGAACGUGGGCUACAAGGAAAAAUAACGAAGAGAUACUUCAAUGAACCAAGCGCCAGGGGUGAAAGUAGGCCGGAAUGAUCCGGUACCUUGCUUUGUUCCCGAAAAUAUGACGGCAACUGUAAAAUCCACAUUAUAAAAAACUUGCCAGGCUGCCACACACACAUCUUCAAGAAGAAAAAAAAUCUACUUAAGUCAGAUUUAUAUACACAAAUACUAAAAACAAGCUUAAUAAAGUGCUUGUGUGGUAAUCCGUUUCCACCGAUAUUCAUUAUUUAUUUAUUCGACAGACUUCUGUACACUGGCUCAGUCUCAGUGUAUCUAACGGGUCGCAUUGAUGUGAGCAUACACGCAGCAAACCUCCCUGUACUCAGUUGCCCACUCAAGUGGCUGACAGACUGACAUGUGUUCAGCAUGGAUAGUUAGCUCAGAUUGGUUCAAAUCCAUUUGUUUUCUGGAAAAACAAAAAAGAAAAAAUAAAUAAAUAAACCAGAGAGGUAACUGACAGUUUGUUGAAUUAAUGUGAUUAAAAAAGGGGACAAUCCAUUGAAAAUUGAUCAGAUCUUGAAGAGAAAGGAAUUUU
This is a messenger RNA of Corythoichthys intestinalis (scribbled pipefish), 5535 nucleotides long. It is a transcript of the gene cdh8, whose product is annotated as cadherin 8. Gene Ontology annotation, biological process: cell-cell junction assembly; adherens junction organization; cell morphogenesis. Gene Ontology annotation, molecular function: cadherin binding; calcium ion binding. Gene Ontology annotation, cellular component: catenin complex; axon terminus; plasma membrane. The record is from RefSeq and is a predicted model, not a curated record. The transcript is spliced from 11 exons. Lineage: Eukaryota; Metazoa; Chordata; Actinopteri; Syngnathiformes; Syngnathidae. The coding region runs from base 369 to 2018 and encodes 549 amino acids.